UCCCGUCAUCCUAACCCCAGCCUCAGCUCGAGAUUGGCACACAGGUCGGGAGGUGGGGUGACUGGAAAUUUUGCGCCUCUUCUCCAAGCUUGAGGCUGCUCUGCCUUGGACUGGUCCUCUGAGGCUGUACUAAUUUGUGCCAGCUGUGAGCACCCCUAGAGAGGGCCUUUAUAACAGACAGAAAAUCCUCAGGCUGCGGGAGAGCAGGAGAGAGAGGAGCCCAGGCGGGAAUGAUUCUCCUUAUGGGCCAGCAGCACAGCGCCCAGCUGCUUUACAGCCCGAGGGCAUCCCGCCCCUUAUGGCCAGUUGUGAAGACGCACACGCCUCAAUCACACCUGCUGGCUGGACUGCGGUUUGCAGACAUGCCCUGUGUCGCCUAGGGGAUUCCCGGGGGGAGGGAGCGUGUCCGAUGCAAUCAGGGGUGCGGGAACCGCUCCGUUGGUGUGGAUGGGAAGCAGGGCACUAACCCGCUGAAACCAGAAGUCGGGCAUGUUUCCCAAGCGCCUGCUUGGGAGCCUAGCGCGGGCCUGAGCAGGGCCCCAGAGUGGGGAGGGGGAUGCACAGCAGCUGGACCCAGGCAGGGAGUGGGGGUGGCCCAUUGUAAAGGGGCUCGCCGCGGGCUCCCCACACCUCGCCUGCGGCCGCAACCCGGAGCCAAGUUUCGCUUCUCCGUAAAGGAAACCGAAACUGCCCCCUACCUUUCCCCCAGCCAGCAGCGCCUGUCACAUGCUCCCCGCUAUUAAAUGGAGCCCGCGCCGCUGCCCUGCGCCCCAAAGCGCUGCAGCCCCGCACCGCCAUGCACCUCGCCGAGAUGCGCACCGUGCCCCAGGCGCUGGCGAUGCUGCUCGGCAUCCUCGCUGCGCAGCUGAGCGCCCUGUGGCUCCGCCUGGCGCCCUUCUCCUGCUGGCUCAGCGGGGCGCUGCUACCCGGGAGGAGCCCCGCGCUGCUGGAGGAGGGCGCUGGGGAGCCGGAUGGCGCCGAGGUGCCCACGGUUCCGACCAGCGUCAACUAUCACUUCACCCGCCAGUGCAACUACCGCUGCGGCUUCUGCUUCCAUACGGCCAAGACCUCCUUCGUGCUGCCCCUCGAGGAAGCCAGGAGGGGGCUGGCCAUGCUCAAGGAGGCGGGUAUGGAAAAAAUAAACUUUUCAGGAGGAGAGCCAUUUCUGCAAGAGAGAGGAGAAUUUGUGGGCAAAUUGGUCCAGUUUUGCAAGCAGGAACUAAAACUGCCAAGUGUCAGCAUUGUGAGCAAUGGCAGCAUGAUUAAAGAACGAUGGUUCAAGCGUUACGGUGACUACCUAGACAUUCUUGCAGUUUCCUGUGAUAGUUUUGAUGAGGAAGUCAAUGUUUUAAUUGGCCGUGGACAAGGAAACAAGAACCACAUUGAGAAUCUCCAAAGACUGAGAAAGUGGUGCCGAGAUUAUGCUGUGGCUUUUAAAUUAAAUUCAGUAAUUAAUAGAUUUAAUGUUGACGAAGAUAUGAAUGAACAGAUUAAGGCACUAAAUCCUGUCCGAUGGAAGGUAUUCCAAUGCCUGCUCAUUGAAGGAGAGAAUACAGGUGAAGAUGCACUGAGAGAAGCAGAGAAAUUUAUUAUCAGCGAUGAAGAUUUUGAACGAUUCCUAGAUCGCCAUAGAGAGGUCUCAUGUUUAGUACCAGAAUCUAAUCAGAAGAUGAGAGACUCAUACCUCAUUCUGGAUGAAUAUAUGCGUUUUCUGAACUGUAGAAAUGGACGGAAAGAGCCUUCCAAAUCUAUCCUGGAUGUAGGCGUAGAACAUGCUAUAAAAUUGAGUGGAUUUGAUGAGAAGAUGUUUCUGAGUCGAGGAGGAAAAUAUGUGUGGAGUAAAGCAGAUAUGAAGCUAGAAUGGUGACUCAAAAGUAUUUUUUAUUGCACAUGCGCUUUGUAGUACUAUAAUAAUAAUAAUAAUAACAAUAAUAAUUUGACAUAAGUAUUGUAUGUUUGUUCCUUAUUUUUUAUGCUUUAUAUAUAUGCCAAAGACCAUUUUUAACUAAAAGUAGAGUAAUGUUAAUUGCAGAGAAAAUAGUGUAUGUAACUUUAAAUUUUAGCUUGCAUAAAACUAAUCUUUUUGAAAUUGAGAUUGGUUUUAUCUGCUCUGUGCUCAGGGAUUACUAAAUAAUGAUUGAAUUUAGAUAUGAGAUGAUCUCCCAAAUCUAGUACUUACCUAAUCUCUUAAAAUUCUUAGACUACAACUUCCACUAUGGUAAAAUAUAUUGUAAAAAUAUAGGUAGUUCUACACAUAAAGAGUAUUGCAUUAAAUAAGAAAAAGUCAUAUAGGAAAUAGUUUUAAAAUAAUAAAUCAGUGACAAGAAAAACAAAAUCAACAAAUGGAACAUCAUAAUAUGCUUCUUUAAUUACCAGUUAAGUAGAUUUCUUACCAUGAAGCUUGUUCUGCCUAGUUCUUAAGAAAUAACAAGUUACAAUUCCAGGCUACGUCACUGGGGGCAAAUCAGUAGCGCUUUGAACACAAUGCUGACUUUUUCUUGAGUAACAACUGUUGAAUUGGGCUAAUUACCAUAAUAUAUGACUGAGGCAUAGACUAAAUUAAGUUAAAUGGAAACCCGUGCCAAGUGAAACUUCCAAUUUUCACUUUGCAAACAUUUAUUUGUGAAAGCCCAUAUUUCCUCCAGUAUUUGUAAAUUUCAUGCAGAGUGCAGUUUUUGUAUGUUUACUAGAGAACCCUACUUUUCUCAGGGGAGAAUAUGAAAUUUUUCCCAAAACAUAAUCAUGUUUUUACCCUUGAUGGAAACUAUUAUUUCACUAGAAACUGACAGUGUUUCCCAUGGGAAAUAGCCUUUUGUUUUAACAAAAAGUAUUCAAGGUGAAAACCAAAUAUUUUGCUUUUUAUAUGAAUCCAUUAAAAUCUUACUUUUUAAAUGAUUCCGCCCCCUCACCCUCCCAUAUCCAGCUCCUCUGGGGGAGCUCUAUUAGAGAGAGUGGACAGAAUUCUGUAAUGGCUGCCUUGUGUUAAAGACAUGCUAGCAUUAUUAGCUGUAUAUUUUGAUAAGCCAGGAAGUCAGAAACCACAAAGUUCACAUACCAUAUGUCUUCAUUUAGAAGCCAGCUUGGCUUAGUAAUCACCCUUAUUUAGUAGCUGCACCAAUAACAUACAAACUGUAAGUGAAACCAAUUAAAUUUAAUAACAGCCACCUUUAAUUUAAAGGGGUAGCAUCAACUUGAAAUACAGUAAACUCAGAAACAUGAGUUAGAAGUAAUUUCAGUUAUUUCACUUGUGCCUGAGCCCCGCUGCAAACUGUUAUGGUUUUACAGUUGUUUUUCUAUUUUUUUUUAAUUCUUUUCCUUAUUUUUUGUGUGAAAAACUCUAUAAAUGGGGAACUCACUGAGGACCCGAUCCUGCAGACACUUAUGUGUGAGUAACUUUACUCAUUCAGAUAGUCCCAUUGAACUUAGGCCUGGAUCCUCAAAGAUAUUUUGGCUCCUAACUUCCACUGAAAUUUGUGAGAGUUAGGUGCCUAAAUAUCUUUGAGGCUAUGGGCCUCAAUGUUUAUAAUUACUUACAUGCAUGCAUAAGUUUUUGCAGCAUCUGGGCCACAGCAUGUGUCAAAUGCUAGUGUAAAUAAACAAUAGAGAAAUAUACAUUUUUUCUCUAAUUUCUUUCAAUUAUAGUAAUUUUACUUCUUGUUUUAACAAUAACAGGUAAAGUAUUUUUGGAGAGAAAUUAAACUUUUAAUUUGACUCUUUAAAGCUGCAGCACUAGAUGAUCACAAUGGUCCCUCUGGCCCUGGAAUCUAUGAAAGGGAGAAGUAAUUAAAUGUAAUAGAAGCCACAGCUUCUAGACAGAGUUUUAUGCUAUUACGCCCUGCUGAAAAAAUGGGAAAAUACUUUUAAAUAGUAAUUCCUUAGGUCUGUAUUUUAUUGUCCUAACCAUAAUGACAUAGAGCCCUUAAAGAACAAAAGAGUGCCGAGAGAAUUCUGCAACCAUUAUGGUGUCUAUACAUAGAUUUUUUUUUAAAUUUUUUUUUCUCAAGGCAUUUUAACUGCUCCAGACAGAAUUAAAAAGCUUGAUCCCACAAUCUUUAGGCAAAAUUUCCCAUGACCUCAGUAGAAGUUUUCCCUGCGUAAAGACUGUGGGACAACACCCAAAGUAUAUACUUGUGUCCUUGAAUAUGAUUUUUUCUUAUUUAAGAUUCUUAAAAUCUUGGAUCCAACAUAUACCUUCUGCAGCCAGGCUGUGAGCUGAGGAGUUGGAAUUUUCUGUGAUUGCUGGUCCAGUCCCAGCUUGAGGAAUGGCUAGUGUAUCCUUCAGAGUAGCAGCCAUGUUAGUCUGUAUCCACAAAAAGAAAAGGAGUACUUGUGGCACCUUAGAGACUAGCAAAUUUAUUUGAGCAUAAGCUUUCGUGAGCUACAGUAUCCUUGUAUCAUUAAAUCCAUCAGCCUACUGCUAACCCAAAAUGCCUGCAGCAUAGCAGCAUGCAGGGAGCCUCCUCAGCUAUGAGCCACACACACAGAAGUAUUCAACCCCUAUGCAGGCUCUUUUAAUCUUGCCACCCUUCCUACUGCUCUGUCAUUUGCACAAGAGAAAUGCAACAGUUUUGCUGCAGGAAUAAAAGAGUUAGAGAGAAGAAGCUAAAAGUGAAUAGAAAAGCAACUACAAAAAUUCAUACAUUUAGAAACAUUUAAAAGAAUGAUAAAGAACCAACAUUUUCAGAGAAUGCUGUGAAGAGAGUUCUGAUUUGUGUUCUUACUUUUCACAUGGAAUUCAGUCCUAUGGGAUUUUCAUUGUCUUUACUACAAUAUGCAAUAAGAAAACCCAAACCUUAGCAGUGAAUAGACACUUUUUAUACGUUUUACAAUUUAAGGUGCUUCUGAAUGAAAAAAAUCCUUCUCGUUUAAAGUUUUAGGUUUUUGACUGUAACAAAAGGAAGGGUUUUUAUCUAUGGGUAUAAGUUUCAGUAGUAAUCUAGAAUGAUGUGCUAGAUACAGUAUAUGGAUGUGGUUCCUAUUAGAACAAAUUGUAUAUUUUAGGCACUGAUCCUACAAAGAUUUAUACACACACUUGACUUUAAAUAUGUGACUUUAGGUCUCAAUCCUGCAAACACAUAUGUGCUUAACUUUACUAGCAUGAGUAGUCUCAUGAUAGUUAAGAACAUGCAUAUGUGUUUGCAGGAUCAGGCAUUAGUUUGCACAGUAACUUGUUAGCACUUUUAUUGCUUUUCGUAUUAGGAAAAGUGACAGGUAAUAAGAGCUCAAUGCACUUGAACUCAGUGAGAUUUUUCCUAAGUAAUGUAGGAUAUGCCCUAUUUGAUGUGCUUAGCUUUCAUUAUAAAGUGUAACUGUAAUAUUUAGUGUGUUGCAGAAAUAUGAUGAUGAUUUUAUUUAUUACUACUGAAAAUUUUUAAAAAUGUUUUGUAAAAAGUUAAUAUAUUGUGCAUUGUAAUAAAGUCUUUUAAUUUUCUUAAA
Messenger RNA from Dermochelys coriacea (leatherback sea turtle), 5436 nucleotides. RefSeq names its product radical S-adenosyl methionine domain containing 2 (gene RSAD2). Bases 797 to 1867 code for a protein of 356 amino acids. Gene Ontology annotation, biological process: defense response to virus; positive regulation of immune response. The transcript is spliced from 6 exons. Gene Ontology annotation, molecular function: catalytic activity; 4 iron, 4 sulfur cluster binding. Gene Ontology annotation, cellular component: endoplasmic reticulum; mitochondrion; lipid droplet. Lineage: Eukaryota; Metazoa; Chordata; Testudines; Dermochelyidae. The record is from RefSeq and is a predicted model, not a curated record.